AUGUGUCUUACGUGUUUGAUAUUUAUCAUUUGUUCGAAUUAUAUUCAUGCUGACAAUGAAUCCUUCCAGGCUACGUGCGAUCAACAAUGCAUUUUCAAUGAAAUCAGUGUUAACACUGAGACUCUGAAGUUGUUUCCAAUCAAUUGCAGCACAGUUUGUGGUUAUUUACAGUUAAGCAGUGACUCGAAUGUUACUGAAGAUCAACUAACAACCGUAUUCAAAAAUAUGAAGAAGUUUUAUGGACUUGUGGAGAUUGUGAGUACACCGAGCAAUGAGCUAUUUGUUUUCAAAAAUAACCAUGAGAAUCUGACUUCAAAUCCGAGUGUUUGUCUGAGAAUUAAACAGAGUUUGAACACCACGGCAUGGCAUAUUCCAAUGAUCGAUGGGAAAAGCUGUGAAGAAAUCGAGGAGGUUGCAGCUGAGAAAGAUUCAUCUGGAGAGGGAAACGGACGAUUCAUUGCACAGAUGCUUGCUUUGUUUCUGUUUUACUAUGCUCCUAAAGUCAUAUGA
Molecule: messenger RNA, 510 nt
Organism: Caenorhabditis remanei
Lineage: Eukaryota; Metazoa; Nematoda; Chromadorea; Rhabditida; Rhabditidae
Exons: 4
Coding region: 1-510 (169 amino acids)
Source: RefSeq, a predicted model, not a curated record